This is a messenger RNA of Kwoniella botswanensis, 648 nucleotides long. RefSeq lists its product as uncharacterized. The transcript is spliced from 4 exons. The record is from RefSeq and is a predicted model, not a curated record. Bases 1 to 648 code for a protein of 215 amino acids. NCBI's taxonomy places the organism in Eukaryota, Fungi, Basidiomycota, Tremellomycetes, Tremellales, Cryptococcaceae.
AUGUCGCAAGAUUACAACGUUGAGUCGUGCAAGCAAGGUGGUUAUUGCUGCUGCUCGUUUGAAGGCUGGAAGACUACCAGUGCUAUCAGACAGGACGAAAGAGGGAGGGCUCAGGGUAUCGUCAUGAACAAAGACAAGACCAGGGAGAUCAAAGCGUUAUUUAUCCCGUACUUGAUCCCAUCACCACAUGCUCGAAUGAGCGAAUUGGCAACUCCACAUCUUCGCCCAAUUGUUGUGGAUGCGAUGUACACUGAGAGAAAGGUCGAUAGGCAAGGUAGAGACGAAUGGGAUGAUACAGAGGGAGAUGUCAGCCUCAGAUUCUCAUCCCCCAUCUACGCGGAAGAACCGUCUUUGAUCUCCACCAUAGCGGUCAAACGUGAACGUGAUCCUACUCCUCCCGCGACUGCUCGUCCACCUCGACCACAUAAAUUUCGUCGUGAUUACUGGAGUCCUCCUUCCAAAUUCAAGCCAGUGACCAUUCCGUCUUCUCCUCCUUCCACUCAACAGUUUUCAGCUCAUAUAACCCAACCAUCAAAUUUAGAUGUUAAGGUUGAAGUGGAUGUACAUAAUGGGCAGAUUCAUUCAAUGAAUGAGAACCUCGCAGCGAGGUCGCAAUCAACUCAUCCCAGAGCAACACCUCAUUCUUAA